AGAUCAUAUAAAAUACGUGUUAUUAGUGUUUUUCUUUCAAUUAGUGCCUCAAACAGUUGAAACCUUAUUACGAAAUAACAAUAUAAACUCAAGUGUUCCUAUCUUGAUGUCUACGUUUUAUAUUUAAAUGAGUUUUACCGUAUAAUUUCGAUCCUUAAUCAGGGUGAAUAAUCCUUGAUAAUCGCUCUUUGCAAGGACAAAUGCGUUUAGUUACUGUUUUAUCGUAGACGGUGCGGUGCGACAAAGAAGAAUCUUUCUAAUUUUCUGUAAUUAUAUAAUAAUUAGUUUUAAAUAAAAUUAAAAUGCAAAUGGCAACGUCGAUAGAGACAGAUACGGGAGAAAUGAUAGUUAAAAGAGUGAGUGUUCCUGUCGGACUAGAAGAAUUAAUGGAGGGUUUAACAAAAGAAGUUUUAUUAAAAAAGCCGAAAGAUAUUUAUCUCUUUGCUUCUGAGUACUUUGCCCAUUUACUUAAUCUUCGUGAAAAGGGAUCUCUUAAAGCAACACUUGGAAAAAGAGCUCAGUCUGUUACAAAACAAAUUCCGGCAAAUAAUUUAGAAAAAAAUUUAAAGACCAAGUCGAAUUCGGUAGAUGCGGUUAAAAAUCUUUCAAGACAGUUUAGUUUACGAUCAAAUUCUUCUUCACACAAAACUUUGACUACGAAAAAAAUGACGCUAGAAGACAAAAAUGCAGAAAAAGCUAAGUCAUUUCUCAAUAAGCGCAAAGCACGCAAAGACUCUAAAGAUAAUUCUUCGACAAGUACUUCAAGUAGUAAACCACAAAGCAAUGUUGAAAAAAGUGAGAAGAAAACUUCUCGUUUUAGAGAUCGGUCUGUAAAUAAAGAUGAACAAAAAAAAACACCUCGCAAACGCAGUCAAGAAGGAAUCAAACAAGAGAAAUCUUCUAGUAAAUCGAAGCUUGAAGAAAAAAAUAAAGAAAUGAGAAAACAUGUUACAAAAACAAAGAAUGAGGAAUCAUCGACAGAAAAUAAAAUUGAGGAUAUGAAAAAAGACGUCGAAAUAAUCGAUAAUAAAAAUCAAGAAAAAAAUAAUUGUAUCGGUUGUUCUAUAGCAUCUGAAAAGGCUACAGACAUUGUUGCUAUAAAAAACGAUAAUAAAAUCGAGACCGCAAAAACAAGAAUAUUAAAUGUAAAUGAAGAAAUAGAAACACCAAGUAAUAAUCAAACUGAUAGUAACAAUAAUAAGGAAACCGAUAACACAGUAAGUUCCAUUGAUGAGGUAGAUAGUAAUGAUUUCAAUAAAAUUAGUGAAAUAACCACCAAUGAAGCAGAAGACAAGGAAAAGAAAAAUAAUAUUGAAGGACAAGAAACUGAGAUGAAAACUGAAAAUUGUGUAUUAAAUAAGCAAGAAUUGACUGAUUCUCACAGUGAAGGAAGUAAAGAAAAUUUAAAUAAAACAACGGAAGAAGCAGAGAAAAAUUCUUUGAAUGCGAUCUCAUCUAUAGAAAGUGAAGAAAAAAGUUUACAGCAAAAUGAAAAACCAAACGAACAGAUUCAAACACAAGAGAUGAACAAAACAACAUCAAAGUCAAUCGAUUCCCACAGUGAAAAAAACGACAGUGAAGAAAAUUUAAACAAAGUAGCGAAAGAACUACUUUUAGAGGAAAAAUCAUUAAAUACGAUCUCAUCUAUAGAAAGUGAAGAAAAAAGUUUACAACAAAACGAAAAGCCAAAAGAACAAAUUCAAACACAAGAGAUGAACAAAACAAAACCAAAGUCAAUAGAUUCCCACGGUGAAGAAAACAACGAAAGUGAAGAAAAUUUAAACAAAGCACCGAAAGAAUUACUUUUAGAGGAAAAAUCAUUAAAUACGAUCUCAUCUAUAGAAAGUGAAGAAAAAAGUUUACAACAAAACGAAAAACCAAAAGAACAAAUUCAAACACAAGAGAUGAACAAAACAAAACCAAAGUCAAUAGAUUCCCACAGUAAAGAAAACAACGUAAGUGAAGAAAAUUUAAACAAAGCAUCCAAAGAAGAAGUAAAUAAGAAAUCUUUAAAUAUGAUCUUACCUGCGGAAUGUGAAGAAAGAAGUUUACAACGAAAUGAAAAACCAAAAGAACAAAUUCAAACACAAGAGAUGAACAAAACAACAUCAAAGUCAAUCGAUUCCCACAGUGAAGAAAACAACGACAAUGAAGAAAAUUUAAACAAAGCACCGAAAGAAUUACUUUUAGAGCAAAAACCUUUAAAUACGAUCUCAUCUAUAGAAAGUGAAGAUAAGAGUUUACAACAGAACGAAAAAGCAAAAGAACAAAUUCAAACACACGACAUGAACAAAACAACAUCAAAGUCGAUGGAUUCCCAUAGUGAAGAAAACAACGAAAGUGAAGAAAAUUUAAACAAAGCACCGAAAGAAUUACUUUUAGAGGAAAAAUCUUUAAAUACGAUCUCAUCUAUAGAAAGUGAAGAAAAAAGUUUACAACAAAACGAAAAACCAAGGGAACAAAUUCAAACACAAGAGAUGAACAAAACAACAUCAAAGACAAUAGAUUCCCCCAGUGAACAAAACAACGUAAGAGAAGAAAAUUUAAACAAAGCACCGAAAGAAAAAGUGAAGGAAAAAUCUUUGAGUACGAUCUCAUCUAUAGAUGAAAAUGAUAAAAAAAAUAAAGAAAAAAGUUUACAACAAAAUGAAAAACUAACUGAACAAAUGCAAACACAAGACAUGAAUAAAACAAUAAUAAAUAAAUUUGAUUCUGCUAAAGAAGAUUUAACUACGGAUUUAGAAACUGUAAAUAAAGAGCAAAUAAACACACAACUAUCCGACAAAAUAACUAAUAAAAUUGCAAAUCAGGAAAAAGAUAUAAGCAAUAAAACUGAAAUAAAAAAUGAUGAAGUAAAUAUAGAUGAUGUAGGGAAUACGAGUGAUAAAAAUAAAACAUUUACUAAAAAAACAAAGGAUUAUGAUAACAAUAAGACUGACAUGGAUACUAAAAGUUCAAGCAAAGCUAAUUAUGAAACUGAUAAGAAAGAAAAUAUGAAAAAGCCAACAAAAGAAAAAGAAAUUUUAUCCGACAAAGUCACAAAAGAACGUACCAAUCAUCAGGAAAAAGAUAAAACCAAUGAAACUGAAACAAAAAGUGACAAAGUAAAUAAAAUAGACCGUAAAGGAAAUACGAGAGAUAAAAACAACGCAUCUCCUGAAGAAGCAGUGAAUUCUAAUGUCAAGUAUUCUACAAGUUCUAAUAAAGAUCUGGAUAAAAUGGAUAACAAAGAAAAUGAAAAAAUAUCCGUCGAAAGUAAUAAUGAAGAUGCAAAUAAAAAUCAGGAAUUUAAAGAAAAAACAGACACUAAUAAUACAACACAAGCAAAGGAAGAAAAAGUGUCAACCAAAAACGGAGAUGUGCAAGAAAUGACAAAAGAAAAUAAAAGUAAUAAAGAAGAACAAAAAAUUGUCAAAUCAAAAGACAAUAUUAAAAUCAAAAACAGCAAAUCAAAAUCUCUUUCACAAGAAAACUUAAAAACUAAGGACGAAAAGGCGAUUCGAAAUGUGAAACGAAUUAAAUCAGUAGAUUUAAUAAAUAAAAAUCAAUUAGAAGCAACAAAAUCAAAAACAUUUGUAAAAACAAAUAAACAACAAAAUGAAAAACUUAAUCAUAAAACUACGAAAGAUUUAAUUGUUGCUGCAGAUAACAAAAAUGUGAGAAUAAGAAGAUCUACAUCAGCUGAUGUAAAAGAAACAAAUUUGAGUAAAACUGCUAAACAGACAAGUUUCGAUUCAUCCAAGCUUCGUGAAGAACUGAAACAAGUUGACGAAAUAAGCAAAGUGACUACUUUUAAAACAAGUUAUAAUCCUUAUAUAUUAAGACAAGAAAUUAAACAAGUAUCUCAAAGUCAGAAGUCUGAAGAGGCAAAUGUGUUUGAAAAAAUUGCUACCGACGUUGCUGCAGCAAUAAGAAUACAAUCAGUAUGGAGAGGAUUUAUUGUAAGAAAACGGACAAAAAAAUUACAGAGUAAUAGUGAAAAUGAAGACGACACCACGGUUGUGGAAGAAAUUAAACAAGCAAUUGACAAAAGUAAGUUUGAAGAAAAAAGUGGUGGAUUUAAAGAUAUUGCUAAAGAUGUAGCUGCUGCUAUAAGAAUUCAGGCAGUGUGGAGAGGAUUUCUAGUAAGAAAGAAGAACAAUAAACUAUUUCAAUCUGUCAUAGACUGUCAAGAAGAUGAGACUAAAGCGGAUAAAGAAGAACAUGAACAAAUAGAGAAGAAAAAUCUUAAAGAAACAUCUGAAAAAAUUAAACCUCAAAACACGGAAACUCCAGGAAAUGACAGUGGAUUUGAAAAUAUUGCUAAAGAUGUUACUGCAGCAAUAAAAAUUCAGUCAAUGUGGAAAAAAUUUCUUUCAAGAAAAAGAAAUAAAAAUUUGCAUCAACUUGUUGAAAAUCACGAAAAAGAUGCCAUUAAAGCGGUCGAGACUAACAAAGAAAUAGAGAAAAAAAUUGUCAAACACACAUCUGAUCAAAAUAAAAUCGAGGACAAAAGUAAUAAGUUAGAAAACAUCGUUAAGGAUGUUGCAGCAGCAAUAAAAAUACAAUCGAUAUGGAGAGGAUUUCGAGUGAGAAAAAAAACAGAAACAUCUGAUAACAGCGUUACAUGGGAUGAAAACAAGUCUAAGGAAAUAGGGGAUAAAAAAAUGGAAAACAGAAGAGAAAAAUUAGAUCCGAAUAUUGAAACUAAUAACGUCCAACAAAAUAAUACAGACAAAGACAUUUCUGAAAAUGAUAAAGAAAAGGAAAAUAUAACCAAAAGUGGAGUUGACGAUGAGAAAAACAUUAUAACUUCUGUGGGAAGGGAAGAAAAGCUGGAAACUAAUAAAGUAGAGAAAAGUGAAAACAAAAGUGAAGACGAUGAAAAAGUGGACAAAGUUACCAAUUUGGAAUUGGAUAUCACUGAAAAAAAUAAAGCUACAGAAUUUAAAAACAAAUCCGAUGACAGUAAAACCUCUAGUUCAGGAAAGGUAGGCAACAAUAAAACAAUGAAAAAUGUUGAAAGAACAGAUUUGGAAAGUCAUAAUAAUACAGAACCCAUAGCAAAAAUCAAUGUUGAAAAUGCUUCAAAACAAACACAAAUAAAGAACAUAAAUAAAAAUGCAACACAUAAAAAGGACACGAGCAAAGGAGAGCUAACAGACAAAAUAAAAUUAACCGACUUGGAUACUUCUUCCUUGGAAAAAGAGUCAAUGUCAAAUCAAAAAGAUCAAAAAAAACCUAAACAAGAAAAUGAAAAAAUUGCGAAAAAGGAAGAUAAAACGGAAGAACAAGAAGAAACGAAAUCAGAAAAUAAGACUAUACAAAAUAUUGAAAAACAAAACAAAAAAGAAACUAUUGAUAAUGUAACAGAAGAUAAAAAGCAAGAAACAAAUAAUCAAAUCAAGCAAGAAAAAGAAACGGUCCAGAAAGCUCAGACGCAACUGAACGAAAAUAUUGCUGUUGAGAAGAAUAGUAAAAUAAAUUUGUCACAAGAAAGAGAAAAUAUCGAAGAUCAAAAUACUCAACCUUUGAGCGAGAUAGAAGUACAAGAUACGGCAAAUACAGUACAAAAUAAAAACAACACCAAUUGGUCUUCUACUGAGAAAGAUGUAGAAGAAGCAAUGAGUAGUACUGUUAAUGAUGCCAAGAAAGAAACCAAAGAAGAUAAAAAAGAAAGUUCACUAAUAAAUAAAGAUAAAACAGAACAAGAUGAUAGAAAAGAAAAAGAAUAUUCUGUUGAAAUCGAAAAGUUUAAUGUCAAAAACGGAAGAAUUAAACCGGAGAAUGAUAAAAAAAGUGCCUCCUCUGAGAAAAAUUUAAAACGAUUAGAUGAUGCAGAUGUUAGAAAUCAAGAAACACAAAAUUUUGCCGAAAAAGAAGAAGAUACAAAUGACAUAAAUGAAACAAAAAAUAAUACAACAAAAUUAACUGGUGAAAAUGGUAUUGAUAAUAUACGUGAAAAUUUAUUGCAGUCUACUAAUAAUAACGUUCCAGAGGAAGAUAAUAAAACCGAUUCUAAAAUAAAAUCAAAUAAAGAAAGAAAUGAAGAAAAAAUCAAAAAAGUGACAGAAAACAUCUCUGAUGAAAUACAAACUGUUAGAAGUGAUGAAAAAAAUGUAGGAAGUUCCAAAAACAGUAAAGACGAAAAUGAUGUAAAUAUAGAAAACAAGAAAAUUAACGACAAACGAGAAAAUCAAGACAUAAACAGCAAUUCAGAACAAAACGAAUCGAAAUCUAUUAAAACAGAAACAGAAAUUUCAAAAAUUGAAAACAAUGAAGAAUUAAGCAGCAAGUCUCAAAACCAAAGUGCUUUCAACAAUUUGGAAAAGCUCAUUAAGAACAAAAAUAGAAAAAGCGAAAAAACCAUAUCUAAUGAAAAAAUAAACGAAAUACAACAAAACCAAAAACCAGACAAAGAAACAAAAAUUGAACGCGAGUCACAAGAGGAAUUACUAAUUAGUAAGAAGAUAACCACCCCUGAAAAAAAAAGUACAAAAAAGUUAGAGAGUGAAGAGACGAGAAAACCGAUAUCUCUAGCUGAUGCUGUUUUAAAAAUCCAAGCUGUAUGGCGUGGUUUUAGAGUUAGAAAGCAAUUUGAAAAAGUUUUUGGAACUUCCGUUAAAGAGGAGGUGAAAAACAAAGAAGAAUUGGAAGUCAGAAAGAUGGAUAAAAAUAAAGCUGUAUCAAAAAUUCAAGCUCUGUGGAGAGGUUACAAAGUACGAAAAGGUAUCAGAGAGUUCGAUAAGAAGUUAUCGGAGCAACAACAACCGGCAGAAUGUGAUGAACUUCCUUGGCAUCGAGGAUUAAGCGAAGACGCUAUUUUUAAGGCCGCUUCCAAAAUUCAAGCCGGUGUAAGAGGAUACAUGAUUCGUAAAAAAGGAACCCACAAUAAGGGUACAUUGAAGAGUAUUACUGAAGAACCUACAGACGAAAACCUGUCCGAUGAACAAGUUUUAGAAGCGUUGAAUAGUUUACAAGAAAUUCCCGAAGAACUUCCUAUUAUAAAAACAGAAAAAAAUCCAGAAAAGUCUGUUUCACUCACAAGUGAAUCCAACAAACCUAAUCAGUCACGACCAAUUUUAAAUAAAAAUGAACUUGGCAGCAACCUAGAAAAACCGAAAGAAUCAAUUAAAGCUACAACAGGAAACGAAAUUUCUAAAAAUAAUACAACUGAAUCCAAAGAAGAUAAUAAAACCACCGAAAACGAUGUUGAAUUUAUUGCUGGGGAAUUAAACUCUUCCACUACAAAUAAACUCUCCAAUUCAAAUUCCGCUCCGUUAAUUGAUGAUUCUAUUUCUAAUGGUGUUGUAAACAAAGACGAAGUUGACCCAAUUUCACGUGAAGAACCUGGAUAUGAAGAUGCACCCACGCGUCCUGCAACAUCUAAUAAAGCAGAAGAUGAUAAAGAAAAUAAACAGACUGGUAAAAACGCUGUAAAAGUGGAACCUGAACGAUUUUUAAGUCAAAAGUCAACAAAUUCUGGCGAUUCUAUUGCGACAGUAAUUCGUAAUGACGAUCCAAAAUCUACAUCAGAAGAAAUGGCCACCAAAAAAGAAUCUUCUAAUAAAUCUAAUCAAAAAUUAUCAGAAGAUAAAGCUGAAGCUCUUUUAAAUGCAGUAGAGGAUGAAGAAGCAAAAACUCUUGAUAUUAAUGCCGAAAUUGCUAAAAUGAGCAAAUCGGUUUUGGAAGAAGAAAUUGAAAACUACAACAAACAUCUACAAGAAAUGGCCGCUAAGAACUACGAAGAGUUUAUUGAUACUCGUACUGCUAAAAACCAAUCAAAUGAUGUAACUAAUAAUAAACUCAAAAGUGAACUUAAAAACAACGACAUAAAUAAUAAAUUAAAUAAGGCAUCUCUAGAAACUGAAAUCGAAAAGUUUAGCAAACAUUUGCAAAAGGAAACAACGGAAAAAAAGGAUAUCAGUACUGAAACUAAAUCUGAAAAACAUGAAGAAAAUCCGGCAGUAAACAAUACUAAAACAGAAAAAGAAAUUCUUCGUGUUCACAUUCCUUUGAGAGAAUUAUCCGAUAUUAAAGAAGAAGAUGCAGAUGAUAAAUCUCCAAUGGAUACAAGCAAAAAUUUGGAAAUUGAAAAAGAAGAAAAAACUUCGCAAACUUCUCAGAAAUCUUCAACCACAACAAUCAGCCUAGUUCACAGUGGAGAGCUCCACGACGCCAUCGCCGUACCCAUUCCUGUAACUCCCCCAACUCGAGCAUCCCCUGAAGGAGGUAAAGCUCAACAAACAGGUCAAACAUCGCCCCAAGGUCUAGUAAAUACAGGAGAACUCCACGAUAACGUUGUCCCUUUAUCAGUUCAGCUAAACGAAGCUCCACCAGCAGGUGCUGAGGUCCUGACGUCACACGUGUCCAAUUCAAUCACCACCGAGGCGCAAGCGUCAAAUAAAGACGCCUCAACAUGUGAGACUCAGCCAGACAAGACAACGCCGUCGUCAGAUAGUAUGGAAACAGAGAAACGAAACAACGCAUCUAUACAGAAGAAAAGCAUGGAAGCUGAAGCCGCCACCAAGAUUCAAGCCGGAUUCCGGGGCUAUCAAGUACGGAAGCAACUGAAAAACAAGAUCAGCGCUCCCGGAGACAUUUCCAACCAGCGCCGCUCCGCCCGCCGUAAGAGUUCCGGGAGAUUGACGGAUUCCGGAAGGAUAACACAAAACAAAUCAAAAUCACCAUCAGACAUUGAAGAGAAAUCCGCCGUGAAGAUCCAAGCCGGCGUUCGCGGCUUUUUGGUGCGUAGACGACAGAAGAAGCAAAACCAAGGGAAGGAGUCAUCGUAAAGUUCACGAAAAUAGCACACCGCUUUUUAGCUGGCCGUUUCACCAUCACGACCAUGAAAAACUGGUGCAAGUUCAUUCAUAUAAAUAUUUCCACAAUAUAAAUGAUGUGAUUUCGUUUAUUUGUAAUUGCAGGCUAUUUUCGUUUAGUAUUAACCUCAAUUUGAUAUUUUUCGGUUCGGUAGCAUUUCUAAAAAUGGAUUCAGAAGGAUCAUCAGCCGUCCAUUACUGAUUUGAAAGCACUCAAAAUACAUAAUAAACAACACUAUUUGUAAAGCUAGUAGACUUGUAUGUUAUGAUUCCAGUAAUAUUUAUAAUAUUUAAGCACUUUCCAAAUAAUGACGUAUAAUUAGCGAUGAUGAAUGAGUGUACACAAACUUUAGUUUUAUCCAAAAAUAACUUUAUUUUGAAUUAACUAUGUCUCAUCGGAUAUUUCUUUGGCUAGUAAGGAAGUCACUUUUUAUAAAAACGGUAUUAGUUUUACUGAGACAAGGACGAGGAUAUCAAGAUAUUCGCAAGAAAAUGUGUUAUUGAAUGUAGUACAGUUGGAAAGGACAGAAAAUAAACUCUUUGUAGUUGUUGACACACUACUAUUUAUUACCUAAUUAAAAUUAAAAACUUGUAUUUAUUUGCUUUCUGGUCUGGAAUUAUUUAAAUUGGAAUAAACUUAGAUGUGUACAACUUAUUCAUCUGUUUAUUGUUAAUGUUUAGAUUACUAAAUACAAGAUUCUGUAUUUAUAUUUUCUUAAGUUAAGUCUAAUAAAAAAUGCAAAAAUUA
Tribolium madens (black flour beetle) is the source of this 9549-nucleotide messenger RNA. RefSeq lists its product as uncharacterized. The record is from RefSeq and is a predicted model, not a curated record. Gene Ontology annotation, biological process: establishment of meiotic spindle localization; spindle organization; mitotic cell cycle. The transcript has 5 exons. Gene Ontology annotation, molecular function: calmodulin binding. Lineage: Eukaryota; Metazoa; Arthropoda; Insecta; Coleoptera; Tenebrionidae. Gene Ontology annotation, cellular component: spindle pole. The coding region runs from base 303 to 8774 and encodes 2823 amino acids.